CAAAUCGCUCGGUUAAAGCUUCCAACACGCGAAAAAUCUUCCUACAAAAUGACGCAUAUUCAAAAUUGGUUUUAAUCGUUUCGUUUUGGUAUUUCAACAAUUAUGUGGUGUAGUGUUUUGCCAGGAAAUAUUUUUUGUUUAAGAAUGCUACUAUUGGUUUUUGUUUGUUUCAACGUCUGCCACCACUUUGCUUCAAGCGAAUAUACAGGGGUGUAUCCGAUAGCUGGGCCCACUUUCAGAGACUGCACCUGCGAUUUAGUGGAAGAAGGUUCUAAGUGCACAUGCUGUGGUCCGUUGUUCAUCGACAUUCCGACAAACCUAACCGACAAUCUUUUAUCAUUAACUAUAGAGGACGCUGGUAUAGAAGUUCUCAAGACGGAUUCACUAAAUCCUUAUGCAUCAAAAUUAAGAGAAUUGACAUUAGUCAAUUUGGAGAAAUUCUACUACUUCGAAACUGGAGUUUUCCAACAUUUGAAGCAUCUGCAAACAAUUUACAUACACCGGGCUCCCAAACUGCUGAAAAUUCAACCAGAGGUGUUUAGUGCUUUCCUGCCCAACCUGAAAAUAAUAAGAAUUGUUUACACCGGUUUGGAAGAAAUGCCAAAUUUAAAUGAACUUAAUACAUCUUCGGUUCUUCAUAUGAUAGACUUGGAACACAACCGCAUACAGAAGAUUUUCACCCGGCAAGUCAACAGGGUUAAAGCUGAACAAUUAAUAUUAAACUACAACGACCUACAGGUGGUUGAAGAGGCGGCCUUCUCGGGAUCCCAAAUAGCAGAAUUGAGUCUAAAGGGAAACUUCCGACUGACCAGCCUUCAUCAAAAAGCGUUUCAUGGUUUGGAAAGCUUAAGGCACAUAGAUUUAUCGAGCACGGCCAUAACUACGCUUCCAACUGAAGGUCUGCGAGAAAUUGACGUUCUAAAAGUGGAAGAUACAAAAACUUUAAAAGUUUUUCCAUCAAUAUUUAGCUUUCAGUUUAUCAAGGAGGCUUAUCUCACUUACCCCUAUCAUUGCUGUGCUUUUAAAUUCCCCCACACGCAGAAUCCCAAAGAGUAUGAGAAAUAUACCAAGUUCAUAAGGCAACAGCAUGAGCACUGUCAGAAGAAAAAUAAUAGUAACAAGCAAACUUUAAAGGAAGAAAACAAAGAGGAUGAAGACGUGUGGACGGCGAUUGAAGCGGAUGCGGAAGUCGCCUCCAUGGAGGAGAUGUGGACCCAGGGGGACGAAGUUUUCCAUAAUUCGACUAGUUCGGUCCCGGUUCCAAUUACGGCCUUCUGCGGAGAAAUGUACAGCAACUACCACGAGGUGAAGUGUUUUCCUGCUCCGGACGCUUUCAACCCGUGCGAGGACCUGAUGGGGAACUGGGCGCUCCGUAUCCCCGUGUGGUUUACGUCUCUGACCGCCGUGAUCGGAAACCUCUUCGUUGUCAUCGUGAUAGCAACGUCGCAUUUUCGACUCACCGUUUCCAAAUUCCUGAUGUGCAACCUCGCCUUCGCUGAUCUCUGCAUCGGCAUACAUUUGCUCAUGAUUGCCAUUGUGGAUUCCUGUUCCAUAGGGACCUAUUUCAACUCCGCCAUCGAUUGGCAGGAAGGUCAUGGAUGCAAAGUCGUGGGAUUUUUGACGAUAUUCGGCAACGUGCUCUCCGUAUACACGUUGGCGAUCAUCACCACAGAGCGAUGGUACACCAUAACCUGGGCGAUCCACUUGAAUCGCCGCUUGAAGUUGAGAAGUUCCGUGAGGGUGAUGAUUGCAGGGUGGAUAUGCGCCUUAUUUAUGGCUUCACUGCCGCUUCUGGGAGUAAGCAAUUACUCGAAAACAAGCAUCUGCCUGCCACUGGAAAACAAAGGCAAAGCCGACGCCAUUUAUCUCUCCACUUUGUUGGCUUUCAAUGCUUUAGCUUUCGCGCUCAUCUGCGUGUGCUAUGGAUCAAUGUACAAGUCUAUCCAAGAGGGCGGGAAAACUGGCUCCACUACAGCUUCAGUGCGGUCAGACUUGACGGUGGCCAAGAGGAUGGCUUUACUGGUUUUUACGGAUUUCGCAUGCUGGGCCCCCAUAGCAUUCUUCGGCCUUACAGCCCUGCUGGGAUAUCCGCUCAUCACCGUCACGCAGACCAAGAUACUUCUGGUGUUUUUCUACCCUUUAAACUCCUGCGCUAAUCCCUGCCUCUACGCGCUCCUCACACAGCAAUAUAGAAGGGAUUUUUUCAUCCUCAUGGGGCGAUACGGUUUGUGCAAAGACCGUGCGGAACGCCACAAGGGGGCCAUAGGGGGAAAGCCUUUACCAUACGGCACCGCCCCUCAAUACAAGCGCAACAACGACACUCUGAAAAGCGUCGUAGGCGGUAACAGCUACAGAAACUCCAUGAUGACCACAACGGUAUCAGUGGAUGUGCCCAUAACAAGGACGUUAUCCAAACACAGUGCGCGUUCGCUAAGAACAGUGCCUGAGUACGCGUUGAAGGACGUUAAUAACUUUGAAAUUAUAGGCGGAAAAAGUUUUCACACCACGGAAAACUUGUAAAGUUUUUGUUGAGCGCAGCUUCCGUCCCAAGUUGUUUCAAACGUGUGUGACUGUUUUCCCGUGAAUUCCCUUAUCAGUAUUAUACAUAUUAUGAAUAAAGUAUUAUGUUUCCCAAUAGAUUUGUUUCAUUUUGAACUUGAUUUCCAGUCUCCAAGUUGCGUAACAUUGGAAAUUCCUUCCCCAGAAUCGGAGGAUCUACGAAAACUAUGACCUGUGUACUCCUCAGGAUUUUUAAGUUUUAGAUUUGCAGCUAUUUGUGCAGGCA
Brassicogethes aeneus is the source of this 2785-nucleotide messenger RNA. The record is from the annotation of a GenBank genome assembly. Lineage: Eukaryota; Metazoa; Arthropoda; Insecta; Coleoptera; Nitidulidae.